AUGUCGAACGUCGCGAGGCGGCCCGCGCGCGCGGUGUUUCGCCGUGGCGUUGGCCCUUUUCGGGGGACGUUUUCUCCCUUUUUCGCCUCGUUGGAAGGGGCGGGGUUGUGCAGCCCCUGCCGGGGGAUUGCCAGCGAGUUUAAGGACCUCCAGCGGGCGGGUUUGGGGCCCGGGGCGAAGGCGAUGCAGCCGCCCGCGAUCCCCCCGAACGACCCGAUGCUCCCGAUGGAUUUCAACCCCCACAUCGAGUGGUUCGAGUACCCGAAGGAGAUCUUCGACCCGAAGUACCCGUACACCCGCGAGGAGAGCAUCCGCAUGACCGAGGAGGCCUGGGAAAGUACGAUGGACGAGAUGGCCUCGAAGUACGGCAUGCGGCUGAAUAUGACGUCCAAGCCGACCUUCUGGAUGGCCUGGGCGAUGACGUUUUUCUACACAUGGUACACCCUUUGGGGGUGCUACCGCGCGAUGGGGACGGAGCCCGGGUGGAGGGACUUCAAGGCGAUCAUCCAAAGCCAGCCCAACAGCCCCACCCUCGAGGCGGAUGACAUUUAUCUCGAUCAGUGGAUGCGGCCGGAGAUGCGGGAGAAGUUCUCGCACUACGAUCGGUUCUGGAAUUGGAAGCCGCUGGUGAAUCGGACAGGGGCGAAAACGUCCUGGGCGAUCCCGAUCGUCGCGCAGGACGUCUCCGAGUGGAAGCAUCUCACCAGCAAGUACUGA
Messenger RNA from Phytomonas sp. Hart1, 717 nucleotides. The record is from the annotation of a GenBank genome assembly. Lineage: Eukaryota; Euglenozoa; Kinetoplastea; Trypanosomatida; Trypanosomatidae.